This is a messenger RNA of Fusarium sp. VM40, 2880 nucleotides long. The record is from the annotation of a GenBank genome assembly. NCBI's taxonomy places the organism in Eukaryota, Fungi, Ascomycota, Sordariomycetes, Hypocreales, Nectriaceae.
AUGGCGGCCGACAUUGGUCAGAUCGCUCAGCUUCUCGAUGCAACUCUUGAUCCUACAGAGCAUCGUAAAGCUGAGAACGCCCUCAAGCAAGAGGCUACCAAGCCUCAGUACUCUCUCAGUCUUCUCAACAUUGUCAGCUCCGACACUCUACCGUCAAAGACCCGACUCGCCGCUGCCUUGGCCUUCAAGAACUUUAUCCGAACAAACUAUGUGGACGAGGAAGGCAACUACAAGCUGCCUCAAAAUGAGGUUCAAGUUAUCAAGGAGCGCCUUAUUGGCCUUAUGAUUUCGUCACCAGCCAAUAUCCAGGCUCAGCUCGGUGACGCUAUUAGCGUUAUUGCAGAUUCUGAUUUCUGGCGACGCUGGGAUACCCUUACACAGGAACUCGUCAGCCGAUUUUCAGCUACCGACCCCAAGGUCAACGUUGGUGUUCUCGAAGUUGCACACUCCAUCUUUGUCAGAUGGCGACCCUUGUUCCGAACGGACGAGCUCUAUAUGGAGAUCAAUCAUGUGAUUGAAACAUUUGGACAGGCCUUUGUUCAGCUUCUUGUGACAACCGAUAAAAAGAUUGCCGAGAACAAUGACAAGAAAGAUGUGUUGCAUGGUUGGUUCGAGGCUCUGGAUCUUCAAAUCAAGAUCUUGCACGAUAUGUCUUGCCACGAUCUCCCUCCUAUAUUCGACGAGAACCUAGGCAGUAUUUCCGAACUCCUUCACAAGUAUCUUUCAUACUCCAACCCGCUGCUGGAGACCGACGACGAGACCGAGACGAGCAUAGUCGAUACGGUUAAGGCUGAUAUCUGCGAGGUUCUUGAGCUUUUUACCGUCAAGUACGACGAGGAUUUCUCCAAAUAUUGCCAGCCCUUCAUCGAGAAGGCGUGGAACCUUUUGUCCUCAACUGGCCCCGAAACCAAAUACGACCUUAUUGUCAGCAAGGCCUUGCAUUUCCUGACUGCCAUCGCCUCCUCUGCACAACACUCUGGCAUCUUCAACAGCGAAGAUGUUUUGACUCAGAUUGUGGAGAAGGUCAUUCUGCCAAACGUGGCGCUCCGCGAGUCGGAUCUUGAGUUGUUCGAAGAUGAGCCGAUCGAAUUCAUUCGAAGAGACCUCGAGGGCUCUGACACAGAUUCACGACGACGAUCUGCUACCGACUUUCUCCGCAAGCUUCAGGAACGCUUUGAGGCUCCUGUUACUACAGUGGUUUCCAAGUACAUUAGCCACUACCUGUCCCAGGGUAGCAGCGAUUGGAAGGCUAAGGAUACCGCUAUCUACCUUUUCAUCUCUAUUGCUGCCAAGGGUGCUGUCACUGCUACCCAAGGUGUCAAGACUGUUAACCCUCUUGUUAACGUCGUUGAGUUCUUCGAGCAACACAUUGCCCAGGAUCUCAUCAACUCGCAGGGUGUUGAGCCUAUCUCAAAGGUUGAUGCCAUCAAGUAUCUCUACACUUUUCGGAGCCAGCUGUCCAAGGAGCAAUGGAAGGUGGCACUGGGCCCCCUUAUCCAGAAUCUGAACUCGGACAACUACGUCGUCUACUCAUAUGCUGCUAUCGCUGUGGAGCGCGUCCUGUUCCUUACAGAUGAUGCCGGUAACGCCAUGUUUCCCCGUGCUGACAUUGAGCCUUUUGCUAAGGAUCUUCUCGGUCACCUAUUCAAGCUCAUUGAGAAAGAGUCCAGCCCGGCUAAGCUUCAGGAGAACGAAUUCUUGAUGCGCUGUGUCAUGAGAAUUUUGAUUGUCAUCAAGGAUGGUGCUAUUCCUCUGCUAGACAAUGUCUUGACCCAUCUUGUCCUCAUUACCAAUGUCAUGAAGCAGAACCCCAGCAACCCUCGGUUCUACUACUACCAUUUCGAGGCAAUUGGUGCUCUUGUCCGCUACUCUGCUCCUAGCAAUGCGGCCCUCUUCAACGAGAAGCUGUGGGGUCCAUUUCACCAGAUCCUGGUCGAGGAUGUCACGGAAUUCAUGCAAUAUGUCUUCCAAGUUCUCGCACAGUUGCUUGAGUCUAGCCCAUCUGAAACAAUUUCAGACAACUACAAGGCGCUACUGGGUCCCCUAUUGAACCCUACUCUUUGGGAGACUCGAGGUAACGUCCCAGCUUGCACCCGUCUUCUGUCGGCUGUUAUUCCCCGGGCCUCUCAGGCGAUCCAGGCGGAGAACCAGCUUGAGCCUGUAUUGGGCAUCUUCCAAAAGCUUCUGAGCACCAAGAAAUCGGACGUGCUUGCCUUUGACAUCCUCGAUUCCAUUGUCAAAACAUUUGAGCCAGCCGUUCUAGAUCAGUACUUUGUCACAAUCCUCAGACUUAUCUACACGAAGCUUCAAGGAUCCCCUGCUGAGUCGUUUAAGUUCCGCUUCGUCCGCUUCUAUCACCUUGUGUCUGCUCGUUUCGAGGCGGGCUAUGGAGCCGACUACUUCAUUAAGCAGUCCAACUUGGUUGAUGCAGGUGUCUUUACCCAGGUUUACCCUAGCUUCGUCCUCGCUGAGACAGAGAAGCUCGCUCGUCCUGUAGACCGAAAGGUCGCAGUUGUUUCCCUGACAAAGACAUUGUGCGACUCGCAAUCAUUCGCUCAACAGUUCCAGAAGGGCUGGGCCAACAGUUGCCGCAAACUUCUCUCGCUCCUGGUCAAUCCUCCUACUGUUGGUGCUGGUGCUGGUGAUGAUGUUGUUGCUGAAGCAGAUGUUGAUGACAUUGGCUUCGGCAUGUCAUUUACUGCGCUCAACACUUGCAAGGUCGCGGCCAGGGACGAUUUCCCAGAGAUUCUCGAUGUUACCAAGUGGGUAAAGGAGUACAUGGUCAGCGCGAACCAGCGACAUGGUGGCGCUGUUGAACGCUUCAUCGGUGAGCGACUAAGCCCCGAGGAGCAACAAGCCAUUGCCCAGUACAUCCGAUAA